AUGGUUGCAAUGAUCGAGCAAAAUGGAAUCUCUCAAGGAUUAAAAGACUUAUUAGAUGAGGAUUUUCUAUAUGAGAACACUACAAGAGAAAUACAAGAAGAUCGAGGCAAUUACCUUGAUUGUUUAAAUGAAUUUGUGUCUAGAGAUUUCGUUAAGGCCCUUGAGAAGAUGCAUGGCUAUGGACUUAUCAAUAUUGAUACGCUGGCAGAGCAACCAGAGGUGUUGAAAUUAUUUUUGAAUGCGAGUUCUCAAUUAAGUGAUUGGAGGUUAUUGGAUACUGCUACUUACGUUAAUAUCGAACAUCUAUUGAUAAAUGAAUUAUAUAGUAGUGAAACUGUUACUCAAGAUAUUGAAUUGUUUAAUCUUUAUUUGAGAAGUUGUGUGCAGAUGAUAUUUGAAAAUACACAAUUCAAAGAACAUCCAUUUAGAAGCCAGUUGAUAGCAAAAGCCAAGGAUGUACUAAUAUUGCAUGGGUCAAUUCAUAACCCAGACUUACAAAACAUAGAGUUAUGCAAAUUAGCAGAAUUCUAUUUUAUUAUAUUGUGUAAUGACAAAACUGACCGUCCUUCAUGCACUCAAUUCCAGGAUUUUUGCGAGGAGAACAAUGUCUUAAAGGAAACAUUAAAGAGGACAGAGAUCAAUUACUUAUCAUAUUAUGAUCUUAUUAUAAACAACAUGGAUCCAUCUGAAAACAAGUCAACCAAAGCCACUAUCUUGAGAGAUGCAAAUUCAGAAUCAGCCAAAGAACAAAAUGAUGGCAAGAACGCCGAUGGAGACUUGGUCAACAACCAAGACAUAAGGAUCCAAAUGCUUAAAAACGUAACUAAAUAUUACAAUAUCAUAAAGAACUACAAAAUCAACAAUACAAAACUAAUUGCCUUGAUAGCAUUCACUUUAUUCAUACUGCAGAAAUAUCAUCUAGCAUGGAAAGUCAAGCGGUCUUUGCAAUCACUCGGUAGGAGCAUCCUACCUUCAAUAACACAGAUCAUCAACAUAUUGACCAGCAUCUGA
Molecule: messenger RNA, 1011 nt
Organism: Tetrapisispora phaffii CBS 4417
Lineage: Eukaryota; Fungi; Ascomycota; Saccharomycetes; Saccharomycetales; Saccharomycetaceae
Gene: PEX15
Product: Pex15p
Exons: 1
Coding region: 1-1011 (336 amino acids)
Source: RefSeq, a predicted model, not a curated record